AUGGCGGCGUUCGGUUUCCUCAGUUAUGAACAGCGGCCGCUCAAGCGGCCCCGGCUCGGCCCUCCCGAUGUCUACCCGCAGGAUCCCAAGCAGAAGGAGGACGAGUUGACUGCAGUGAAUGUAAAGCAGGGUUUUAACAAUCAGCCGGCUUUCUCUGGAGAUGAGCAUGGUUCAGCAAGGAACAUUGUCAUCAACCCAGCAAAGAUAGGGGCCUAUUUCAGUAGCAUCUUGGCAGAAAAACUUAAACUCAACACUUUUCAAGACACAGGGAAGAAGAAACCUCAGGUGAAUGCCAAAGAUAACUACUGGCUGGUGACUGCCCGCUCCCAAAGUGCAAUUCACAUCUGGUUCACUGACCUUGCAGGAAAUAAACCAUUGACGGUUUUAGCCAAAAAGGUCCCCAUCCUUAGCAAGAAGGAAGAAGCGUUUGCUUACUUGGCCAAGUAUUCUGUGCCAAUGUUGAGGGGAGCGUGGUUGAUAAAAAUGACCUGUGCGUAUUAUGCUGCUAUUUCUGAAGCCAAGAUUAAGAAGCGACAGGCUACAGAUCCCAACCUCGAAUGGACUCAGAUUCUGACGAGGUACCUUCGUGAACAGCUGGUGAAAAUUGCGGAACAUCAUCACGGGCCAGCUGGACAGGGUCCCAUGUCCACGACAACAGUGCCUCCGGAGGUGGAACAAGCAAUAAAACAAUGGGAAUACAAUGAGAAGCUGGCGUUUUACAUGUUCCAGGAUGGGAUGUUGGAGAGACAUGAAUAUUUAACCUGGAUUCUGGAUGUGCUGGAAAAGGUCAGACCGGCAGAUGACGAACUCCUCAAGAUGCUGUUGCCAUUGAUGCUUCAGUAUUCCGAAGAGUUUGUUCAGUCGGCUUAUUUAUCCCGUCGCCUUGCCUAUUUCUGUGCCAGGAGGCUUUCUGUUCUUCUGAGUGAAAACUCGACAAACCUUGUUCCUGCACACUCCCCUCACAUGAUCAUUGGACCAAAUAACGCUCCACUGGCUGCUCCCAGUCCCGCUGCUCCCGCUGUAGUGAUGAGCCCAGUGCAAUCAGCCUUCUCGGAUUUCCAUUCGUGUCCGCAGCAUCGCCCUUUAGUUUAUGGCCUCAGCUGCAUGUUGCAGACAAUAACUUUAUGUUGUCCUAGUGCCUUGGUGUGGAAUUAUUCCAUGAAUGAUAGCAAAAGCAGCAAUCCUGGCUCGCCUCUUGAUCUGCUCCAAGUGGCCCCAUCCUGUUUACCUAUGCCAGGGGGUAAUUCUGCCUUCAAUCAGCAGGUCCGAGCCAAAAUUUAUGAAGUGGAGCAGCAGAUCAAGCAGCGAGGACAUGCUGUGGAAGUACGAUGGUCUUUUGACAAGUGUCAGGAAUCUACUGCAGGUUUCACUAUCAGUAAGGUCUUGCACACGUUGGAAGUACUGGAUCGUCAUUGUUUUGAUAGAUCUGAUUCCAGCAACUCCCUGGAUAGCCUGUACCAUAAGAUCUUUGGGACAAGUCAGAGCAAGGACAGCCAAGAGCAAAUUGCACCAAAUGAUGAGGCAGUUGUGACUUUACUGUGUGAGUGGGCAGUGAGUUGCAAGCGGUGUGGGAAACACCGAGCGAUGGCAGUAGCAAAACUCCUGGAGAAGAGGCAGGCAGAAAUCGAGGCCGAGAGAUGUGGGGAGUCUGAAGUCCUGGAUGAAAAGGAGUCUAUCUCCUCUGUGUCCCUAACUGGCUCGAGCCUACCUGUGUUUCAGAACAUCCUGCUCCGGUUUCUGGAUACUCAAGCUCCUGUGUUAACUGACUUCAACAACGAAAAUGAGAAAGCAGAAUUUGUGAACCUAGUGCUGUUGUUUUGUGAGUUCAUCCGCCACGAUGUCUUCUCACACGACGCGUAUAUGUGUACUCUUAUAUCCCGUGGGGACCUCACCUCGGUAACCACUUCAGCAAGACCUCGAUCACCAACUACAGACAACUCAGAGGAACAGUACAUGAAGGAGCAUGAUGACACCCUUCAUGGUGUGAAGUUGGAGGAGCAUGGACUUGGAGAGCACAUGGACAUGGAUUCGGGUCCGACCAACUUAUUUGAUGAAGUGGACAAGAAUGACUUCAAAACUGACUUUGGACCUGAAUUUGCAAUUUUCUCUCCAAUGCCUGGAGAUUCUUUGACUUGUGAGCACAGUACCAACCCUUCCUUGGAACAAGGUGCCCAAAGAGAUGAGAAGCCAAUCAGAAAAGAGAAGCAGAAGGAGCUGAUCUUCCCAUGCACUUAUGAGCACCCUCGCCACCUUCAAUAUGCCACUCACUUCCCCAUUCCCCAGGAUGAGACUUCAAGUCACGAGUGCAAUCAACGAAUCAUCCUUCUGUAUGGAGUGGGGAAGCAGAGAGACGAAGCCCGGCACCAGCUGAAAAAGAUUAUCAAGGAUAUCCUGAAAAUACUGAACAAGAAAAGUACUGCAGAGACCACUGGUGAUGAAAGUCAAAAAUCGAAGAGGACCAAACAGGAAGCCCCUCUAACCCUAGAGACAAUUUUUGCCAAACUUCAGCAGCUCUCCUAUUUCGACCAACACCAGUUGACAUCUCAGAUUUCCAGUAAUGUCCUGGAACAAAUCACUAGCUUUGCCUCAGGAACUUCAUACCAUCUGCCUUUAGCUCACCACAUCCAGCUCAUUUUUGAUAUGAUGGAGUGCGCCCUUAAUAUCAAUGGCCUGAUUGACUUUGCAAUCCAGUUACUGAACGAACUGAGUGUAGUGGAGGCGGAGUUGUUGCUGAAAUCCUCGAGUCUGGCUGGGAGCUACACCACAGGACUGUGCCUGUGCAUCGUGGCGGUGCUACGACGCUAUCAUUCUUGCCUCGUGCUCAACCCCGACCAGACGGCACAAGUGUUUGAAGGGCUGUGUGGGGUAGUAAAGCAUGUUGUCAAUCCUUCAGAAUGCUCCUCUCCCGAAAGAUGCAUUCUGGCCUACCUGUAUGAUCUUUAUGUAUCUUGCAGUCACUUAAGAAGCAAGUUUGGUGAUCUUUUCAGUAGCGCCUGUUCAAAGGUUAAGCAGACCAUUUACAGCAACGUACAACCCUCCAACUCAAAUUUGCUGUGGGAUCCAGACUUCAUGUUGGAUUUCAUCGAGAACCCAUCGGCUCAUAAUGUCAACUAUUCCAUGCUGGGGAAGAUUCUUAGCGACAAUGCAGCUAACCGCUACAGCUUUGUGUGCAAUGCACUGAUGAAUGUAUGCAUGGGACAUCAGGACACUGACAGAAUCAACGACAUAGCUAACCUCUGUGCUGAGCUGACCGCCUGCUGCACUGUGUUAAGUUCUGAAUGGCUUGGUGUUCUUAAAGCUCUUUGCUGCUCCUCAAACCAUGUCUGGGGAUUCAAUGACCUGCUCUGCAGUGUGGAUGUGAGCGACCUUUCAUUCCACGACUCUUUGGCUACGUUUAUUGCCAUUCUAAUUGCACGGCAGUGUUUCUCACUGGAGGAUGUGGUUCAGCAUGUGGCACUUCCUUCACUUCUAGCUGCAGCAUGUGGUGAUCCAGAUGCAGAGCCAGGGGCAAGGAUGACAUGCAGACUUUUGCUGCAUUUGUUCAGGACACCACAAGUCAGUCCCUUCCCGCAGACGAAUGGUAAAUCUGCUCCUGGAAUCCGCUCGUCCUGUGAUCGCCAUCUUUUGGCUGCAGCACACAAUAGUAUAGAAGUGGGGGCUGUGUUUGCAGUUCUGAAAGCAAUCCUGAUGCUAGGUGAUGCUGAAUUAGGCAGCAAUAAUGUUAAUUCUUCCAACACUGAUGACUUCACUGUGACCAGUCUGCUGGCUCCCAUCAGCAUCCUCGAUGACAUCACUGAUGAUGAUGUUCUGAGUUCCACUAAAAACCACAAGUCAAUCCGACGAGCUAUUUCCAUUGAAACAGCCAACCUGAGUGAAUAUGCCAGGUUUGUGCUCCGCACCAUUUGCCAACAGGAGUGGGUGGGAGAACAUUGUUUAAAGGAGCCUGAGAGACUGUGUACGGAUAAGGAUCUAAUACUCGACCCAGUACUCUCAAACAAACAGGCACGGCAACUUCUACAACUUAUCUGUUAUCCACAUGGCCUUAAAGAGUGUGUGGAAGGAGACAAUCCUCAGCGUCAGCACAUCAAGCACAUCCUUCAGAAUUUGGACCAGUGGACUCUGAGACAAUCAUGGUUAGAGCUCCAGCUCAUGAUCAAACAAUGUAUGAAGGAACCUGGCCCAGCAUCAGUUGCUGAGAUGAACUCGUUGCUGGAGAAUAUCGCUAAGGCCACCAUUGAGGUCUUCCAGCAAUCUGCUGAGCUGAACAGCAGUGUAGUGGCAGCUGGAAUCGGGCUGUUUAACCCAAGCAAUAACUGCAACAAUGGAGCUAGUAACCCAAGGCAGAAUGGCAAGAAGACUUUCCUAAGCUGUUCAGAGAGGAAAGGAGUCUGGCUAGUGGCACCGUUGAUCGCAAAACUGCCCACAUCAGUCCAGGGCCGAGUGCUGAAGGCAGCGGGAGAGGAGCUCGAGAAGGGGCAACACUUGGGGUCAUCUUCAAAAAAGGAAAGAGACAGACAGAAGCAGAAAAGUAUGUCACUGCUGAGCCAACAGCCAUUCCUGUCAUUGGUCCUGACCUGCCUGAAAGGACAGGAUGAGCAGAGAGAAGGUUUGCUGACCUCCUUGCAAAAUCAGAUCAACCAGAUCUUGAGUAACUGGCGGGAAGAACGUUACCAGGAUGAUAUAAAAGCCCGACAGAUGAUGCACGAAGCUCUGCAGCUGCGUUUGAAUCUGGUUGGUGGGAUGUUUGACACUGUCCAGCGCAGUACCCAGUGGACCACAGACUGGGCUCUACUGCUACUUCAGAUAAUUACCUCAGGAACCGUCGAUGUGCAGACUAACAAUGAACUCUUCACCACCGUGCUGGACAUGUUAGGGGUUUUGAUCAAUGGGAGCCUGGCGUCAGAUCUAUCCAGUACCUCCCAGGGAGGAUCUGAAGAAAACAAGCGCGCCUACAUGAACCUAGUGAAGAAAUUAAAGAAAGAACUUGGUGACAAACAUUCCGAGAGCAUCGACAAAGUACGUCAGCUGCUGCCGCUACCGAAGCAAACCUGUGACGUCAUUACUUGUGAGCCAAUGGGAUCGUUGAUUGACACAAAAGGCAACAAAAUUGCAGGAUUUGAUUCUAUUGACAAAAAACAGGGUCUCCAGGUGUCAACAAAACAGAAGGUCAACCCUUGGGAUUUAUUUGAGGGACAUAAAAAUCCAGCACCGCUCUCCUGGGCCUGGUUUGGCACGGUGCGUGUCGAUCGGAAAGUUAUCAAGUACGAAGAUCAACAUCAUCUCCUCUUGUACCACACUCAUCCCAAACCAAAACCAAGGAGUUACUACCUGGAACCUUUACCACUCCCUCCAGAGGAUGAGGAGGAACCUCCUACCCCAGUCUCCCUGGACUCUGAGAAGAAACCAAUUGAAAUUUCUGAUCAGAGCAAAACCAAUCAGGAGGAGGAGAAGAAGACCAAGAGCAGGAAAAGGAAGCCAAAGUCGUCCGCAUCGAGAACUGACGACUACCAACAAAACAGUGCUUACAGAGUGCCUCCAAAUUACACCCCAAUGUCUUCACAGAUGAUGCAACAUCCCCAGGGAGCCCCUUCGUGGGGCUAUAAUCUCAUGGGCCAACCCCAGCAAACAGGGUUCUACUUUCAAAACCAGCCUCUCCCGCCAGGCGGGCCCCGGUUGGAUCCAACAGGUCAGUUUACGGCGACCAACACCAAGCAGGCCCUGACGAACAUGUUGCAGCGCCGCUCCGGUUCCAUGAUGCAGCCUCCCUCCAUGCCCAGCAUCUCUCCCCAGCAACAGCUGCUGCAGAUGAAACUCCUGCAGCAGCAACAGCAGCAGCGCCUCCUCCGGCAACAGGUGCAGUCCCGGCCGUUCCAACAGGAGACCUGUAGCCCUGCUGUAUCUCUCCAAGAUGGCUAUAACAAUUUCAGCAUUAUGGCACAAUCAGUCGAGCAGAGCGGUCUCUAUGCCCAGCAGGGUCGUACAACCCAACUUCCGCAGUACCCGGGUAUGCAGCAAUCACAGGCGCUGCCUCAUGGGUACACAGCGUACAGUACGCCGAUGCCUUUGCAACAGCAAGCUGGAAAUGGCAUGCUGUCGCCCAACUACAGUGCCAGGCCAUACCAGGCUGCUCAUUCUAACCCAGCUCUCGUGGAACGCAUCAGACAAAUGCAGCAGCAGCCUAGUGGUUACAUUCACCAGCAAGCCUCUCCCUACCCACCAACCCUUCAGGGCAAUCAACGGCUCUCACAUCAACCUUUGCAGCAGAGCACUUUGAUGGCAGCUGGACUUGAUCAUAUGACAUCAGGCCCACAUGCAAACCUUGGUUCAGUCCAACUCUCGCAGGAGCAGAUGAGGCAGAGACAGCAGCAGCUUCGACAGCAGCGACUCCUACAGAUACAGCAGCAGCAGCAGCAGCAACAACAACAAAGUCAGCAAACACUAGGGUUACAAGCAGCGCAAUCGCAGCAAGCACUGUUUUCCAGACAGGGUAUGCAACAAACCCAGCAACAGCAGCAGACAGCAGCACUGGUUCGACAGCUGCAAAAGCAGCUCUCUAGUAAUCAGCCCCAACAGCCGUCAAACGCCUACAGUCAUCCACCCCAUUACUGAACACGGGAGAGAACAACUGAGCAGGCAGUCCCUGGAGAACAACGGAAACCGAGCAAGCUCCCUGUGGGGGCUUCAAUCAUUGUUCAUGCCCACACUCUUCCCCCUCUUGUUAUUUCUUUUUCUUCAUCAUUAUUCCAACACAUGCUUUCCUCCCCCCUGUGAUGUAGCUGAUGUGAAAAAUAAUGUAAAGUGAGAGUAGAUUAUUUUAUUUAAAAGAAAAUGAAAUUGAAGUUUUACAAUGAGACAUGUUUCUUGGAUCUUGUAGGUCCUGUAAAAACGAAGCUGCUGGAUUUUUUUUUGUUUUGUUUUUGCUAAAAGUCAAUUUUGGCGCUUUUAGCUAAUCUACAACAAUGGAAUGUUCUAGAUACAAAUGGAAUUUAUUUAUUUGUUAGCGAGGACACCCUAACAAUGCACUGGACCAAAAUAAUGGUUUAUAUGAAUGAAUUUGACUACGAUGAAAUCGGCUGUCUACAGAACUGUGGCCGCAGAUGCUUUUCACGUUUCAGUGGCUUAUAUUCUUUUGAGCCUCCUGAGGACCAGACAAAGCUGUUCAUUUAAACUGUCAAUUUUGCCUAGAUUUGUAAUUUUACAUGAGCACUUUUUAAGAAGAAGAAAAUAAGUUUGUUAAAUAAUAAAACUAUUUUUCCCCAACGACGAUGAUGACGGUGAUACUAUUGUAUGGUACCUCUGAGCAGCUCUGUUGUGUGUGGUUUGAGUUUGGUAUUUAUAUGUUACAUUUGGAUCUGACGAGCUACGUGAAGGAUGAAGAUGAU
This is a messenger RNA of Hemiscyllium ocellatum (epaulette shark), 7382 nucleotides long. RefSeq names its product mediator of RNA polymerase II transcription subunit 12-like protein. The record is from RefSeq and is a predicted model, not a curated record. Gene Ontology annotation, biological process: regulation of transcription by RNA polymerase II. The transcript is spliced from 45 exons. Gene Ontology annotation, cellular component: mediator complex. Gene Ontology annotation, molecular function: transcription coactivator activity; beta-catenin binding. NCBI's taxonomy places the organism in Eukaryota, Metazoa, Chordata, Chondrichthyes, Orectolobiformes, Hemiscylliidae. Bases 1 to 6609 code for a protein of 2202 amino acids.